Messenger RNA from Sceloporus undulatus (fence lizard), 988 nucleotides. RefSeq names its product proline rich transmembrane protein 1 (gene PRRT1). Gene Ontology annotation, cellular component: membrane. The record is from RefSeq and is a predicted model, not a curated record. Lineage: Eukaryota; Metazoa; Chordata; Lepidosauria; Squamata; Phrynosomatidae. Bases 203 to 988 code for a protein of 261 amino acids. The transcript has 4 exons.
CCAUUGGGAAGAGCAUCUCUUUUCGCAGUAAAGCCAGAACCGCGUGGCUUGUUCUGGGAGGGAGGCAGAGAAAGAGAGAGAAGAGAGGGAGACAGGAGAGGCAAGCCAAGGCGGGAGGUUUGUGGGACCCUUGCUGGGUCUCUUUGCAAAUCCCCCUACUGUACACUUGGUGGGAAAAGCCACACUGAGAGCCGCAGCAGAGAUGUCUUCAGAGAAAACAGGACUCCCCGAUUCCACUCCCCACACCUCUCCCCCACCCUACAACAACCCUCUCCAGCCUCCUCCUCCGCCCCCCCAGGAUGCCCCCAUCCCUGGGUACAGUGACCUCCCUCCCACAACUGUGCACUCAGGCACUGCCACAUUGCCCCGACUUGGCGGGGCUGCCACUCUGCCUCGGCCUCCCCCUACGUCCGCCACCCUCCCUCGUCCACCCCGUCACCAUUCAGCCACCCUGCCUCGCCUUCCCCCGGAUCCCUACAUGCAGGAAACACAGUUCAAUGGAGCUCCCCAGGGCUACGUAGUACAGACUCACCCUCCAGUGGGGACCCUUCCAAUUGGAGGCUACAUGCAUCCGGGAUACCCUGUCCAGCUACAGCCCUGCACAGCUUAUGUCCCUGUCUACCCAGUAGGGGCGCCAUACCCUCAGUCCAACCCUCCACCACCACCGGCUUUGUCUCCAACACAGGUGACUCCUGGCAUUGCUAUCCUGGAACCCCGGCGCCCACCACAUGAUUACCUUCCCAUCGCCGUCCUCACCACCAUCUGCUGCUUUUGGCCAACAGGCAUCAUUGCAAUCAUCAAAGCGGUGCAGGUCCGGACCGCCGUCGCCCGUGGUGACAUUGUAUCAGCAGAAAUUGCCUCGCGGGAGGCCCGCAACUUCUCCUUCAUCAGCCUAGCCGUGGGCAUUGCUGCUAUGGUGCUGUGCACCAUCCUCACCGUGGUGAUCAUCAUUGCUGCUCAGCACCACGACAACGAUUGGGACCCCUAG